AUGAAGAUCAUAGUGACCGGUCCAUCCGGCCGUGUUGGCCAAGAAGUCGUCAGAAAAUGCCUCGAAAAUGAACGCAUCACCAGAGUUGUGAUUCUCACCAGGACCGCACUGUCCGGAGAAAUCGAAAGCCACCCCAAAGCGGACAUUAUAAUGCAUCAGGACUUUACUCAAUACUCGGACUAUCUGAUCCGCAGAAUGCAGGGUUCAGAGGCUUGCAUAUGGGCAAUCGGUGCCCGGCAAGAACAGUCGAGAGCCGAUAAAUAUGUGGAACGCAGUGUUGGUGUUGAUCUGCCAAUCGCCACGGCCAAGAUUCUGUGCGAUAAUCUCGCAGACAAGACGCCAGAAGGUGUAAAAUUCCGCUUCGUGUACUGCAGUCCGAAGCAUACUGAAAAGAGUAAAAAGACUUUUGUGUUUGCAAGCGAUACCCGAAAACUUGCAAAUGAUUUAGAGAAAGGGAUAGCGGAAGUCGUCAGCCGCCACAGGAGCGUUUUCGAAGCAUACACUCUGCGACCAGCCAACUUUAAAUCAACGGACACUCCGCUGCCGGCAUCUUCAUCAGCACCGAAGAAACUGGUCUCCAGCCUAGGCCACAACGUUAUCGCUUCAAUAGAUCCGGAAAGAGUAGGGAGGGCCAUGGUUGACAGGCUAGCCCUGUAUGUCGGUCUGUAUACUCUGAAGGGUGAUGGCCUAUGUGACAUUUUGCGACUUUCAGCUGGCGAACUUAUGAAUCUGGAUGCUUACGGCGCAAUGCCUCGGCGUAACAAGGCAUAUUAUGGCGUUACGGGUUGGGAGCCAGGAUUGAGGGCAUCUGAAUAG
Messenger RNA from Pochonia chlamydosporia 170, 816 nucleotides. Its product is annotated as NAD(P)-binding domain-containing protein. The record is from RefSeq and is a predicted model, not a curated record. The transcript is spliced from 3 exons. Lineage: Eukaryota; Fungi; Ascomycota; Sordariomycetes; Hypocreales; Clavicipitaceae. Bases 1 to 816 code for a protein of 271 amino acids.